Funneliformis mosseae is the source of this 918-nucleotide messenger RNA. NCBI's taxonomy places the organism in Eukaryota, Fungi, Glomeromycota, Glomeromycetes, Glomerales, Glomeraceae. The record is from the annotation of a GenBank genome assembly.
AUGGCUUCGUUCGUUAAAAGUUCACGUCUUGAAAAUGCUUUGGCAAAUGUUAUUCAGUAUAGAAUACGUAUGUUUGCCGGUAUUAAACAAAACGCAAAAAUGACGCAGCAUAAUAUUAUCAUGAAAUCCCUUAUAAGUCAACGUCUUUAUUCCACCAACUUGUCUCCUCAAGGGCCUGCUGAUAAGCCGUCUUUGGGGGGUGAACGUGAAAGCGCGUCAUACUUAACAAAGUCUAAAAACGAUGGCUCUUCUUCAUUCUUAACAAAAUCUAAAAACAAUGACACUUCAACCUUUGCACCUACGCCUGUGUUUGGUUCUACUAAUUUAUUGGAUAGUCAAACAGAACAAACAACAAGCAAGGUUGUGUGUGAUAAUAAUUUUGAACAGGACUGGUCAAAGUCAUUUUUUGGUUUAUCCACCAAAGCUUUUCCAAAGGAAACCGCUGAUAUUCUAUUGGCUCCAAUCGAAGUAGAUGAUGUUGAGUGCAAGCCUGAUGGAAUGCUUUAUCUGCCCGAAAUUAAGUAUCGUCGCAUAUUGAAUAAAGCAUUCGGACCUGGAGGCUGGGGAUUGGCUCCUCGUGGGGAUCAUUCUGUUAGUCCAAAGACGAUUUCACGUGAAUUUGCACUUAUUUGCCACGGACGGCUUGUAUCGGUUGCUCGUGGUGAACAAGAAUAUUUUGAUCCUUCCGGAUUAGCCACUGCUGCGGAAGGAACAAAAAGUAACGCUCUAAUGAGAUGCUGUAAAGAUUUAGGAAUCGCGUCUGAACUUUGGGAUCCUACUUUCAUUCGUGAUUUUAAAAAAAAAUAUUGUGAGGAAUUUUUCUGUGAACAUGUUAAUAGCAAAAAGAAGAGAAAGAUUUGGGUAAAGAAGGGUAGUGAUGUCGAAUAUCCUUAUGUAAGAUCAUCGGGUGGAUAUUGA